GAAUCAGUGAAGGACACGGUAUGGACGAAACUGCCGAAAACACGUGAAAAAGAUUAUUACUAUGCCUUGAUGUACAUUCAAUAGUGUGAAGACAUGAAUGUACUGCAGUCUUGAUAGUAGCCAUCAUGACGACAGAGGCUGUGUCUUCAGGGGCUCGACCUCAGAUCCCUGCUCCUGUGCAGAGAGACGGAUACUACUGGUUACGCUCUUUCACUGCUGGAGGUGUUGCGGGAUGCUGUGCCAAAUCCACUAUAGCGCCUCUUGAUAGAGUGAAAAUUUUGCUACAGGCUCAAAAUCCUCAUUACAAACACCUUGGAGUGUUUGCCACAAUUAAGGCUGUGCCGAAAAAAGAGGGUUUCCUUGGACUCUAUAAAGGAAAUGGAGCUAUGAUGAUCAGGAUUUUCCCAUAUGGGGCCAUACAGUUCAUGGCUUUUGAUAACUACAAAAAGUUUCUCCACACAAAAGUUGGAAUAUCUGGGCAUGUUCAUCGGCUUAUGGCAGGAUCUAUGGCAGGGAUGACUGCGGUUAUUUGCACCUAUCCACUGGAUGUUAUCCGAGCUCGCUUGGCAUUUCAGGUGACAGGACACCAUCGGUACUCCGGCAUAAGACAUGCCUUUCAGACAAUUUACCAUAAGGAAGGAGGAAUCUCUGGUUUUUACCGUGGUCUGAUACCCACAAUCAUUGGCAUGGCUCCAUAUGCAGGCUUUUCUUUUUUCACAUUUGGUACACUGAAGACUUUGGGACUCACUCACUUUCCAGAGCAAUUGGGAAAACCGUCUCUUGACAACCCUGAUGUUUUAGUGCUGAAGACUCAAGUCAAUCUGUUGUGUGGUGGAGUUGCUGGAGCGAUUGCUCAAACUAUAUCGUAUCCUUUAGAUGUUGCCCGGAGGAGAAUGCAGUUGGGUGCAUCAUUGCCUGAUCAUGACAAAUGUUGCAGCCUCACCAAAACCCUCAAACAUGUGUACAGCCAGUAUGGUGUAAAGAAAGGCCUGUACCGCGGCCUGUCCCUCAACUACAUCCGCUGUGUCCCGUCACAAGCCGUUGCCUUCACAACCUACGAGUUCAUGAAGCAAGUUCUUCAUCUUAACUAAAGCAAACAGUGACUGAAGCUUUACAGAAAUAAACCCACACGACCCCUGGCGAAAUCCCAGCAGCCCUUUCUGCCAUUCCAGAGGCGAUAUCUUACAGAACAGAAAAACAUCUACACCUUCCAUCACAUGUUGAACUAUAUGCCUUAACUAAUUACUCAUAUACAAUAAGCGAACACACAGAAUGAUUACGUCUUUCACAUAUAAGCAGUAAUGCUUUUAACUACGACUGAUGAUGUAAUUUUUUUUUACGUCAAGAGCCUAAAUUGAGAAAUCGGUUUUGUUUGCUGAGUUUGAUUUACAUGUAGCUUCAUAUUUCAGUCACCUCAAGUCUUAUUGACUGAUUUGUGUCCGUUUUAAUGAUCGAGAUCAACUUGUCGCUACGGUUUUGUUAAUAUAGCGAAUGGAAGAAAGUGUGUAUGUAUAAUUUCUAUGCAGUGUUUAGUCACGUUCGCUUGCUGACGUUACUGUGGCUCAUUUUCAAUAUCUGAUAGAUGCCUUACAGUUGGGAUUCACAGUCUCUCUUAUGAAAGAGAGCAAUCAUGUGAGAAUGUUUGUGGUGAUGGAAAAAUCAUAAGUCAUGUUUAUUAGUCUGUUAAAUUAUUGUUGACUGAUUUGUGAUGGGAACAAGUGGAUCCCAUGAAUACAAUAAUGUAAAAUAAUAAUAAAAUUAAUUACAAUGA
Molecule: messenger RNA, 1771 nt
Organism: Danio rerio (zebrafish)
Lineage: Eukaryota; Metazoa; Chordata; Actinopteri; Cypriniformes; Danionidae
Gene: slc25a16
Product: solute carrier family 25 member 16
Biological process (GO): transmembrane transport
Cellular component (GO): mitochondrial inner membrane; membrane
Source: RefSeq, marked provisional